This is a messenger RNA of Acaulospora morrowiae, 783 nucleotides long. The record is from the annotation of a GenBank genome assembly. Lineage: Eukaryota; Fungi; Glomeromycota; Glomeromycetes; Diversisporales; Acaulosporaceae.
AUGCCGCCUGCAACCUCCGAAGAGUCUCAAAAAUUCACUGGGCGUCUUGGUAGUUUGAGCCCUCAGCAAGCUGAAAUCCUGGAAAGGUUUCGCAAAGAAAUUAAAGACGAGGGUGUUUUCGACGAAAGACGCCAUGAUGACGCCUGUCUACUCCUUAAAAGUUUUGAUUAUAAGGAACGAGAUGAAGUGAUGAAACAUUACCCUCGAUAUUACCACAAAACGGACAAAGAAGGACGCCCUAUAUACAUUGAAGAAAUCGGUAGGGUUGAUGUCAAGGCUCUGUAUCAAAUCACCACCCUUGAACGUCAAAUUCAAAACUUAGUCGUCGAAUAUGAGAGGCUUGCAGAUAUUAGACUUCCAGCUUGCUCGGAAAAAUAUGGUAGACUCACCGAAACCUCGUGUACCAUCUUAGACCUUAAGGGCGUUUCUUUGCGUUCUUUUUCGAACGUAUUCAGUUUCGUCAAACAAGCGUCUAACAUUGGACAAAACUAUUAUCCAGAACGCAUGGGAAAAUUUUAUAUUAUUAAUGCGCCAAUGCUCUUUUCUUCUGUGUGGAGUUUGGUUAAACCUCUCUUGGAUGAGGUCACUGCUUCAAAAAUUACGAUUCUAGGUUCGAAAUAUCAGGCUACAUUAUUGGAAAAUAUUCCCGCCGAAAACCUACCCGUUUCUUUUGGCGGUGCUUGUAACUGUGAAGGUAGUUGCCAACUAAGUGACAACGGUCCAUGGCGAGAGGAGCAUCUACCGCCCAAUGGAUCAACAUCCAUUGUCAAGGCAAUGGAAUAA